Molecule: messenger RNA, 1886 nt
Organism: Salvia miltiorrhiza (redroot sage)
Lineage: Eukaryota; Viridiplantae; Streptophyta; Magnoliopsida; Lamiales; Lamiaceae
Product: E3 ubiquitin-protein ligase At1g63170-like
Exons: 5
Coding region: 310-1569 (419 amino acids)
Source: RefSeq, a predicted model, not a curated record
AAAAGAAAGUUAUACAUAUUAUAUAUAUAAACAGGAAAAAAGCGAUAUAUAUUAUAUUUUGGAAAAAGUGAAAAAAAAAACCAAAGGAUUCAAAGCUUUCAUCCGCAGAAAACUUCAUCUGAUUACCCUUUCCGUCAGACAUUCGUUAUUCGGAUGCUGGGAUUGUGUAAUCUGGUUGAAGUUUCGAAAACUUGGGAGGAUUAGGGUUUAACCGACUGCAAUAACUUGUCUAUUAAAGUUUGGGAAGAGUCUGAAUACUAGUCUGUCGUCCCAUGUUUUCUCUGUGUGGUGUCUGGUCAGUGGAAUCGGAUGGCUUUCCCCAUUCUGGGACUUCAUCGUAAGAGCCAAACAAGCAAAGUCCCUUUGUUGAUGGAGCGUGCAGAUACACGUAUUGGUAGUGAACAUGUUAUUGACAUUGCUAGUACCAGCGAUGCUUCGUCCAGUUCAUCACAUGAAAGGCAGUCGAAUGGCUUGGAGCGGCACCAAAGUGAAGAUCAGCCAUCUACUAGUUCAAGAGUUCCUGCAUAUCAACCUCAGCUCUUUUCUGGUGGACCAAUUUCAAGAAACUCAUCUCUCAUCCGGAGAGGAAAUAGUCGAGGCCGCCAAAGAAGUCCACUAAAUUCUGGCUUGUGGAUAUCGGUGGAGCUAGUGUUGACACUCAGCCAAAUUAUUGCUGCUAUUAUUGUCUUAUCUUUGUCAAAACACGAGAAGCCCCAUGCUCCUUUGAGAGCAUGGAUUGUGGGUUAUGCGUCUGGAUGUUUUUCAAUUCUUCCCCUUCUAUAUUGGCGAUUUAGAUAUCGAAACCAGGUUUCUGAUCUAGAUGCAUCUCAGAGUCGUGUGGAUCCUUCUCAGGGGAACAAUAAUGCUGGUCCCUCGAGUAGGAGAGUCGUGGAAGGGGAAGACCGACGAACAACUAGUACAACAACCAGAGGCAAUCAGAGUAACGGGAUACCAAAUGCAAGGCUUAAGGUAUUUGUCGAGUAUUUCAAGAUGACUUUGGAUUGCUUUUUUGCUGUUUGGUUUGUGGUUGGAAAUGUAUGGAUUUUUGGAGGGCACUCAUCUUCUGCCGAAGCCACCAAUUUGUACAGGUUGUGUAUAGUAUUCCUAGCCUUUAGCUGUAUCGGAUAUGCAAUGCCUUUUAUUUUGUGCACUACAAUCUGCUGCUGCCUCCCUUGUAUAAUAUCAGUCCUGGGCUUCAGAGAAGAUUUUUCGCAUAAUAGAGGAGCUACUCAAGAGUCAAUAAAUUCUCUCCCGAUCUAUAAAUUCAAAGUAAAAAAAGUUAAGAACAGCAAUGACAAAGAGAGUGAAGGUGGGAUAGUUGCUGCUGGAACAGAGAAAGAGCGUGCAAUAUCAGGAGAAGAUGCAGCCUGCUGCAUUUGCUUAGCAAAGUACGUAAACAAUGAUGAACUCCGCGAGUUGCCCUGUUCCCAUCUGUUUCACAAAGACUGUGUGGAUAAAUGGCUCAAGAUCAACGCGUCGUGCCCACUCUGUAAAGCUGACGUUGGUGAAACCGUUUUGACUUCCCUGACCGAAGCAACCGCCAACCUGCGAAACGGCAGCACUCUAUAAAUACUGCAGGUAUGAUAUCCAGAAUUAAUUGCUCAUGGUUGAGAUUUAGUUUUGGACCCCUCAUUUAAGUUUCAGAUGCCACAGAUGUUAUUGUGUAUUAGAGAAAAGAUUCAAAGAAAAUGAUGGUUAUGUAAUAGAAAGACUAAUAUCAGAUUAGAAGAUAUGCAUCGAGCUUGUUGUAUCGUUUAGAGAGCCUUAAAGAUUAUCGUUAAGGUUGUUAGAGUACCAAUAGAAUCGAGUUUGAACGAGCUUUGAUCGAGCCGAACAUGAGUUACAGUUACUGUUCUUUUUAUAUUUUGUUUAGUCCUUUUUGAGCU